UACACAAAUCUGGAUGUCAGUUAGCAACAAGAACGCCACCGAGCAAGUCAACGUCGCGGCACUCUCCAUAUUUUCAAACUCAUUCACUACUUCAACUCGCCAAAAUGUUCAAAAACACAUUCCAGAGUGGAUUUUUGUCAAUAUUAUACAGCAUAGGCAGUAAACCUUUGCAGAUAUGGGAUAAGAAGGUGAGGAAUGGCCAUAUCAAAAGAAUCACAGACAACGACAUCCAAUCACUAGUACUAGAAAUUGUUGGAACAAAUGUCAGCACAACAUUGAUUGAAUGUCCGGCUGAUGCAAGGAAGACACUCGGCAUCAAGCUCCCAUUUUUAGUCAUGAUCAUCAAGAAUCUAAAGAAGUACUUCACAUUCGAGGUCCAGGUCCUCGACGACAAGAAUGUGAGGAGACGGUUCAGAGCAAGCAACUACCAGAGCACAACGCGAGUCAAACCUUUCAUCUGUACCAUGCCCAUGAGGCUAGACGAUGGCUGGAAUCAAAUUCAGUUCAACCUCUCAGAUUUCACAAGGAGGGCAUACGGCACCAACUACAUUGAGACCAUUAGAGUAAAUAUUCAUGCAAACUGCCGAAUCCGAAGAGUCUACUUCUCCGACAGACUGUACUCCGAAGACGAACUACCUGCAGAAUUCAAACUCUACUUGCCCAUUCAAAAGGGUAUGGCUACCAAGAACUAAGGGAUAACCUGGAAAAUACAAAAGACUUGCAAUACUAAAACCAAAUCUGUUUUGGACGAUGUGGAAGAACUUUACAAUGUCGCUGGAAGACAUUUUUUGCUUCACGCAAACUCAUGGUGCACCUUCUUCUAUUUUUAAAGGAGAAAUUUGUUUUAGAAAAUGUUCUUGAAUUGUUAUAUGAAAAGGAACCAUAGAAAUGAUAGAAAGAUGGUUCUGUGCAAUUUGACUCAGCAUUGUUUUUAGAUAUUGGAGUCCCUUGGCAAAAGGAUGAAGAUAAAAAAGUCCCUCGAUUUAUACGGCUAAGGUUUGGAUGUUUAUGUAAUGUGUCAGAGACUCCUAUUUAAGAGAACAGCCUGUGCUUCAUAAAAUAUUUAACCAAGUUAAGUGGGUGAAGCCUAGGACCCUUAGGAGAAAAACACAUUAGAUACUGGCUGAAAUAAAACAGAGGAACAGAAUGUUUUACAUGGCAUUGGAAUCAAGUUUCAAUAUUUUUACAGAAAAUAUCUUAAGGAUAUCUCAAAUAAAUAGCAGAUUGAAAAACUAAUGAUUUGACCUCAUAGUAUUACCAAAUAUUAAGUUGUGUAUCGUUUUUGUUACUGUUAAGCUAUUUAGAUGUUGGAAAUUUUU
Strongylocentrotus purpuratus (purple sea urchin) is the source of this 1319-nucleotide messenger RNA. RefSeq names its product cilia- and flagella-associated protein 20-like. Bases 105 to 692 code for a protein of 195 amino acids. Lineage: Eukaryota; Metazoa; Echinodermata; Echinoidea; Camarodonta; Strongylocentrotidae. Gene Ontology annotation, biological process: cilium assembly; positive regulation of cell motility; regulation of cilium beat frequency involved in ciliary motility. The record is from RefSeq and is a predicted model, not a curated record. The transcript is spliced from 5 exons. Gene Ontology annotation, cellular component: ciliary basal body; motile cilium.